AUGCAAUAAAAGUUAAUCCUACUGCCUAUCUAGCAUUAAAUUAUAAGGGUAAUAAAUAAUUAAAUCUAGCUUUGGCAUUAANACUUUCAUAAUGGCCAGAUAAUUUAAGGAUAUUGUCUUAAUUCUGAAUGUACAAGCCAACCUUAAUAUUGUUAACAAUGUUUAUCACAUUUACACAAUCAACACUUAUAAGAUUGCAAAGAUAGAAAUUAUUUAGCAUAAUUGAUAUAGUCUUCUAUAGAUUCACAAAAUGAUUUCUAAAGAGAUACAAAAAGCAAAAUCUAAAAUUUAGAAUACAUAACCUAAAAAAAAUUAGAUUAUUCGUUUUAAGAGAUGGAAAAAUUAAAACAAAUGCAAAAUUAUUUUCAAUAAGAAUCUUAUUAGAAUUUUAAAAAGGAUAUUCAUAUUUUAAAGAAAUAUUAUCAAGGAGUUGAAUAAAAGAAAAACAGUAUUUAUCAUCAUAAAUUAGGUGAUUUCUUAAGCUAAAUAGAUUCAUUUUCAUAAACUCUUUAAAUAGCCUAAAAUGAUAUACUAUAAGAAUAAAUAGAAAAAAAUCAAAUAAUGGCCAAAUAAUAAUAUGAGAAAGGUAUGAAACAUAUAAUAAUAUAUAGGAUUGACAUUAUCUUCUGGUUAACAUUAUCAAAAGGCUUUAGAAUGUUUUAAUUAAGCAAUUUUAUUAGAUUCUAGAAAAGAGGAAUAUUAUAUUGCUAAAAGUAAAAUAAAUAAUAAAUCAGGCAAUUAAUUACUAAAUCUUAAUGAUUAUAGAAAUGCAAUUCAAUCUUGUGAUAUUGCUAUUAGAAUGAAACCGCAAUCAUAUUUAGCUUAUUGUAAUAAAGGUAGAUCUAAAAUUAAUACAUAAAAUAGGAUUUGCUUUAAAUAGAAUUAAUCUCUAUGAAGAAGCGCGAAAUUGUUGUGAAAAAGCAAUAUAAAUAAAUCCAAAUUCUGCUUAAGCAUUUAUUAUAAAGGGUUCACAUUUUUAUUUAUAAAGGUGAAAUUUUAAUUC
Molecule: messenger RNA, 1003 nt
Organism: Paramecium sonneborni
Lineage: Eukaryota; Ciliophora; Oligohymenophorea; Peniculida; Parameciidae
Source: the annotation of a GenBank genome assembly